UUCGAGCGCGGAGCGUUUUUACAGCGGAAACCGGUGACAAAAAAUAAACUGAGACACGAAGUACGAACUAAAUCUAAAAAAAAAUGACUCAGCUAGAAGCUAAAAAAACUAAAAACUAACUAAAAAGUGCAACUGUGGCAAUGAAAAGUGCUUCGCGGGACGAUUUUAGUUGCCAUGGCAAGAAAGUUUUUGUCUGUCGCCAUCGGAGUUAAUUAAUUUCGCCAUAGAAUUUCCAUCAGCUUAAAAAUAAAAUCAAAAUAGAAUAGACAAGACAAGCCAAAUGCUAAUUAAAGGCCAGACCAAAACCGCGAAAGCCAUCGACUAAAAGCCCAUUAAGAAAUAGCGUAUGCAGUGGCAUGAGUCGACACCUCAGCGAUAUGAUACUGCCCCCGCCGCCCGAUUUCGACUCGGGGUGCCCCUUUUACGACUACGAUGAGUCAAAGUUUGCCGAAAAGAUAACCCACCUGACGCCCACCGAACAGGAAGCAGUCAAGCGCUUCUGGAGGUCGCUGGUUUUGCGGAGUCAACGCGCCUUCAUUGAGGAAAAUGCUCGUCCAUCGUCUGGCGGCGGCAGUGGCGGUGCCUCCUCCUCCGCGACCCCAGCGACCAUGAGUCGCUCGGUGCGCAGUUGCAGCUGCUGCCCCUAUGGCUACCACAUCGACCUGGACUUUGUGCGCUACUGCGAGGCCCUGGCCCAGGCCAAGCCCAGCGAGGAGGAGCAGCGGCGCAGGGAUCGUCGGCGUUCCCGCAAGUCCAUGGAGUUCAUGCUGGGAUUCGAGAGCCUCUUUGGGGGCGACUGGCAGGCGGAGACGCGCGUCGAAGGCAAGCUAACAGAGGCCGCACAUGAAAGCGAACCGGACUCGCCACGCCCCCCAAACCAAGCGAAUCUGUCACCGUCACAGUAUAACACCACUCCCUGCUACCGACCACGAUCGUCGUCCGUGCCGCGCUUCACUUACGGCAGCAUACCGCCCCGUUCGGAGUCCCCCUUUGGCACCGCCUCCUCCACCUGCUCAUCGCUGAGGGGCGGGGUAGAGAGUGACGCCGGAGUCUAUCAAAGGCGUGCCCCGGCGAUCAGUCCGCCGGAGACACGGGCCUUCCUCCAUGAGGCCCUCGACGAGGUGUGCAGCGACUUUGAACGUACUUUGGAGCGGACCUCGGUGAAAAGGCGAAAGAAUCCCUACAAUGGUUCCAUGUCCAUGGAUCGGAAUAACAACAAACUCAGUUUGAGUUUCAAUAAUGGAUAUGGUUCGAAGGAUACCCGGAACGAUAAUCGCUUUGGCAACAGCACGUGGGACCGAUUCUUUGAUGUGACAGAUUACUGCUUGGCGAAAAAUCGAUCCCCCAAUAGUUCACCGAGUAGCCCCUUUAUGCGCUCCAAGACACUGCCGUUGCAACAGCGCCCCAGCCCGGCCGAAGUGCAAUACGAAAGCUAUGUCCAAGCCGCGGUGGCAGCCAAUGCCAAGUCACCAGUAGAGCAGUUGGAGUCACCGAAUGCUGCUGUUGCAGCCACACCGCCGCCACCUCCACCCAGACGCCACCAUCUUUUGGCCAGCACCCCCACCUCUGGUUCUACCCCCAAGGACCAGCCGGAAAAUGCUUCCAUCAGCGGAAACAGUUCGUUGCAAUCUCCAGUCAUCUCCGACGCGGGACAUCCAUCAAAGGAUGCCGAAGCUCUGUUCCAGAUACGCGAGCAAAUGGCCUUGAGUCUGAAACGAUUGAAGGACCUGGAAGCGCAAGUCAAAGUCAUACCAGAUAUGGAGCGCGAGCUAACUUCCCUGAGAGCUGAAAAGCAGCAACUCUUACGGAAAAACGAGGAUUUACUCCGUGGCCAACGACAGACACCCUCACCGCCCAGUCCGGGUAUAAAAACCGCCUCUCCCAUACAGUUUACUCCACAAAGGAUCAGUCCAGUUUCGCUCGAAAGCCUUGGCGCACGGAUACGCAGUACAUCCACCUCUGCCUCACCCUCCCCGAGUGUUGUUCGGCGAGAUGUGUCCACCCAGGUACAACCGCCUGCCACCAGAGAUGUAAAAUCUGGCUUCGCACCAGUCACCCGGGAUGCUGGAACUCAGCCUUUCGAAGUAGUCUACUCCAAGAAGGAAAUGGAGAAGAAGGUGGAGCAGGCUCUUCUCCAGGCAGAGAAGGUGAAGCAAAGAAAACUCAUCACGGUGGGAACUCAGAUGUAUGUUCCGAAACGCGAACAGCGCGAUUACGGUGUACAGACCCAGCAGGAGAGACCCAAGCAGACGUACAAUGUGGGCGUGUCUGCCAAACCGGCCACCAGAGAAAACUUCACCAGUUGCAAGCCGGAUGUACGCAGUGUGGGCAGCUCCGAGGACAGCGUGGACGCUGAGCUGUGCGCCAAGUGUAGUGCUCAGGAAACUCUUCCGCAGAAGGCGAAGCCAGCAGCCCCACAAAUGCCCGGCAGGAGCAACACCUUCAGUUUGGGCGAGAAUGAAGCUCUCUCCGUUGUGAGGAAGACAAUAGGAUGUCAGACAUCCGUGCCGCUGGUGCACAGUGCUGGAAGUCAGACCGCCGCCACCGCAGUACGCUCCAUGGGAGCUCAGGUUAGUCCCCAGCAGCAGAACACGGGGAUUCAGUGCGUUACCGAGCAGAUGUCACGGACAACGGAUACUAAAGGACUGCAGCGCCUGAGCCGGAGUCACACGAAGGGAGAGCAGGUGGCCGAGUCUGUGCCACGUCCCACCACUCGCCAUGCAUCCAGCAAUACGGAUAAGGCUGAGGAGCCAGAACCGGUCAAGCCACCCACCACCACCCACUCUGCUUGCAACACGGAGGAGGUCCGGAAGCGGGAUGUAGGUUGCGGCGACAUCGUCAAGCCGCACAUUUCGAUAGCCUGUGCGGCCAACUACUGUGAUUCCUGCAAGGAGGCCAUCCAGGAACUGGCCAAAGACUUCUCCAAGGCUAGCUCCACAACCCCGGUAGCAGGACGCCGCUCCGUGUCGGCGGAUUCGCGGAUUCCACGGCCCAAGCACCUCACCAGUCCCAGUCCCCAAAGGCGGGAGUUCAAGCGCCAGAACACCUACACUCUGGCCACUCCAUCCCCCACGCCCAGUCCACAGGUGGAGCGAAAGGCAAAAAUGAGCACCCUGCAGGAGAAGCCGCCUAGUGUGUCCAGUUUCCAGACAGCAGAUCCCAUGGCAGAGUCCCAGAGCUUCAUCAGUCAGCCGCAAAAGGAAUCGCUGGACCUCAGCCAAAUCGGUGACGACGAGUUGAUUGUACGGGAGGAGAAGAGGGUCAGUAUAAGCUGGUCGCGGGAUGCAUCACCAGCACCACUGAUGACAUCUUCGGGCACCGCCAAGUCCGAGUCCCCCGACCAAGAUCCGUUGCUGAGCACGUCCAGCGAUUCGGCCAGUCCACCCAUAGAUGUCCAGAUAUCCCAGGGGGCCCGUAAAAAGUCCAGCACGCCACUCAAGUCUAGUCAGAGCGAGGGCUCCCAGGUGACGGUGAUUGAACGACCGGCCACCAAGGCCCAGCUCCACCAAUUGGCCCAAGCGGACUCGGAGCCAAGGCAGAAAACUGAGCUGCCCAAGGAACUGAAGGCCUCUCUUAAAGCCAUAAAUGAUUCGUUGCUGAAGAAACUGGGCGCCAAGCCCAUUUCCUCGUUGAGCCUCAAGCCAGCCAAGAACAUCAUCCAGGAUCAUUGGUUUAAGAUCUCCAGCACACUGGGAGCGGAUCCCCGUGAAGUGGAGGAUUAUUUGGACUACUUUGAGUCUCUUUCCGUCCCAAUGCUCGAGUAUUGUGUGAACCUAUCUGACAAAAAUGGAAAUACAGCCAUGCACUAUGCCGUUUCGCAUGCCAAUUUCGAUGUUGUAUCCAUUCUGCUGGAUUCCAAAGUUUGCGACGUAAACUUGACGAAUAAAGCCGGAUACACAUGCGUGAUGAUGGUGUCCCUGGCCAAGCUGAAGCAGCCCUCCCAUCGAACAGUCGUCCAGCGACUCUUCAAGAUGGCCGACGUCAACUUGCGCGCCACGAAGCACUGCCAGACCGCUUUGAUGCUCGCUGUAUCGCAUGGUAAUGCUGACAUGGUCAGUGUGCUCCUGGAAGCCGGAGCGGAUGUCAAUAUCCAGGACGAGGAUGGCAGUACUGCCCUAAUGUGCGCCGCCGAGCACGGACAAGUGGAUGUUAUAAAGCACCUUCUGUUACAUCCGGAUUGUGAUUCUUUAAUAACUGAUGUGGAUAACAGCACAGCUUUCAAGAUCGCCUGGCAGGCUGGUCACCGGGACGUCGGACUGCUCCUGUAUGUCCAUGAGCAGAAGCUCCGGGACAAGAUGCCGAACCGCAGCGACCCCAUGAGGACCUCUUUACGCGCCGGGCAGGUGCACAAGAAGAUGCCAUCGGAGUAGAGGAGUGCCAUUUCGUUACACUGUAUUAGCGGCCAAAUUGUCGAACAAAAACACUUAGAUUCUAGGCUCAAAAUAGCAAUUUUUGUAGGGCUGCCAGAAAACAUUCCAAAACGCAGCAAAAUCACUCAAUUGCAGCUUCGAUUUUUAGAGAUAUUGUAUAUUUAGAGUACGUUUGGUCAUAUAUAUAUUUUAUUUAUUGUACAUCUAAUUCUAGGGCUAGCGCGUAGAGUUGUAUCUAAUUGUAAUCAUAGUUUCGACCUUUAGUAACGAAAGCAGCAGGCUCGUCUUAAUUAUAUAAUAUUUUGUAACUGAUAUAACUGAUGUAUGAUUUAAAACCUCUGUGCACAGGCCAGGAGAUACAAAUCAAUAGAUGAUUUGAAGCCAAAACCAACCAUAUCAGCAAUCGACAAUGCAAAAAACGAUAUAUACUAACACUGAAGAAUUAACAAUGAAUCAAACUGACAAAUUACAUAUAUUUUAACAAAUCAAUGGUUAGUCGUUAGGACUACCAUGUGUAUUUAAUAGAAAUUAAACAAAUCGCCGAAUGCGAAUAAAAAUCUAUUUUAAAACC
Molecule: messenger RNA, 4941 nt
Organism: Drosophila bipectinata
Lineage: Eukaryota; Metazoa; Arthropoda; Insecta; Diptera; Drosophilidae
Gene: Kank
Product: kank
Biological process (GO): negative regulation of actin filament polymerization
Cellular component (GO): cytoskeleton; cytoplasm
Molecular function (GO): protein binding
Source: RefSeq, a predicted model, not a curated record